Molecule: messenger RNA, 1527 nt
Organism: Aphis gossypii (cotton aphid)
Lineage: Eukaryota; Metazoa; Arthropoda; Insecta; Hemiptera; Aphididae
Product: WD repeat-containing protein 55 homolog
Exons: 8
Coding region: 226-1440 (404 amino acids)
Molecular function (GO): protein binding
Source: RefSeq, a predicted model, not a curated record
GAGCAGCCCAUAUGAGUAUAGCUGCUAUACACGUCUGUCAGCUGCUGCUGUCUUACAUUGCCUAAUGCUAUACUAGAAUAUAAUAUUAUGAUUAUCCAUAGUAUUUGACAUCCCUACGACGUACCGAUUCGACGACUAGUGAGUAGUGACUACCGAGUGUCCGAGUAACCUACCGACUGACGUGUAUCGAGUUUCGUCUUCCAUUUUACAGUUUAUUUGAGUAAAAUGUGUAUUCCUGAUUUGCGCGUACCCUUGGACGACUACGCGAUACCUGACAAUGAAGGUGUGUUUGAGGAACCACAAAGAGGUGAAGACAUUUAUUAUUCUGAUUAUGAAUCUUCAUCAGACUCAAGUUCAGAUGAUAAUGAUGAUGAUAAUGAUAUUGAAGAACUCGAUGACAAUGAUGAUGGAGAAGAAAAUAAUGACGGUGGCAGUCUAGGUGAUGACGACAAUUAUGACCAAGUAGAUGAGGAAUUAUUUGCUUAUCUUUAUGACGUCAAUAGUUCAAUGCAUCCAAAUACUUUAUUCGUUGGUUCCACAGUUGGUGCACUUUCUUUUCUCCCGGACCCAAGCAUAAAUAUUAUUGCUCUUGGUCUCUCAAAUGGUGUUAUUAAAAUGUACUUAUAUGAUGAUAUAGAUCAGCAGUAUUUGAGAGCAAUAAAUGAUGUUCAUUUAAACAAAAUUACGGUAUUAGAAUUUGAUGAAACUGGUGAAUAUAUAUAUUCAGCUUGUAAGGACAAUAAUGUCUCAGUGUCUGAUGUCGAAACAGGACAACUUAAAGCAUACUUUGAAGAAGCUCAUACAGCAGGGAGUUUUGUAACAGCACUUUCUUUUAUUGAUGAAAAUGUAUUUGCUACUGGUGGUAAAGAUGGUGUAGUUAAUGUUUGGGAUAUAAGAGCAAGUGGGUGUAGAUUUUCAUUAAAGAAAUCUGAAGACAGUAUUGAUUCAAUGAUUACUAUUAAUGAUAGUAAUAAUCAACCUACUUUAGCUUGCACAACAGGUGAUGGUACAUUGACUAUUUUUGAUUUGUCAACAAAAAAAAUAGUUAUUCAGUCGGAACCCUAUAAAUCUGUAUUAACUAGCUGUGUAACAAUGAAACAAAAAACAAAAGUAGUAUGUGGUACUGGUGUAGGAUCACUGAUUACAUUUAAUACUGGAGACUUCAAUGCAUUCCAUGAAGAAUUCCCAUGUUUUGAUAAAGAUGCCGCUGUGACCAGAUUAGUUCCACUUACAGAAAACAUUAUAAUAAAUGCUUUAGAUAAUGGAAAUAUCAGGGCAACACACUUAUUUCCCAACUCUCAUUUAGGCAUUGUUGGUCAACAUCAAAAUAAGAUUGAUCUUUUGGGUGCAUCACCUAAUGGUGAAAUAUUAGUUUCAACAACUCCUUUCAGUGUUGUUGUUGCCUUUUGGUAUACAGAAUUACAUCUUCAUCGGGAUUGAUUUAAAAAGCACUGAGAAUAUCAACCAAAAGAAUUAAAUUUGCCAUCAUGAAAAUAUGUUGUUAAUGCCACUGACUUUUUUUCCAGU